AUCCCGUUUCCCCAAAACACUAAAUAUUGGACUAUAAAUUGUUCCUGUAUUAUACUAAUACAAAUGAUUUUGUUCUAUUCUACUGUGCCAUUUACUUAGUAUGAUCUUGUAUUUCUUGUGGCAAAGUACCUCGUUUACUGGCUACUUGAACCAUCUCCAUUGUAGCUAGUUUGUUCCUAAGAAAAAAAACGUUGACAGUUGAGUAUAGCUGCAACGUCAGAGAACAGACACAGAAAAAACAAGAGGGAAGAUGAGUCAAAGCGAGCAGCAACAGCAGGAUGAAAUCUCAGCAUACCUCAAAGAUGACCAUCCAACAGACGGUAACAAGGAUCACCCCGCGACCCAGCCAGGCAUGUUCUCCAGAGUGACUGGAGGACUCUUCAGUGUCACUAAAGGUGCUGUGGGAGCCACUGUGGGUGGGGUGGCCUGGAUAGGAGGGAAGAGCUUCGACCUGACCAAGACCGCUGUCACCUCAGUGGCCGCUGUACCUGGCAUUGGGGUGGGGCUGGUGAAAGGAGGGGUGUGUGCUGUAGCUGGAUGCGUGUCUGCAGUAGGCUCAGCGGUGGGCAAUAAAGUUCCUAUUGGAGGAGGCAAGAAGAAGGACAAGUCUGACUGAGGAGGGGAUGGACGGCGAUGCCGUUUUGGGUCUCAUGUCUGUUUCGUCUACAGUGUGGAGGGGCCUGGAGGGCUACAGAGGAUUCAAAGUCGUGUGUGUGUUCUCUUUUUGUGGAGGCCUACACUCUGAUCCGCAAGUGUCUAUGGACCACUCUCAUUAUGUGGCAGCCUGGUCACCGAGGGGGAGACUAAAUAAGUGGUUUCCUGGUCAGUAGUGCAGGGGCCUCCCCACCCAUCUUUGUCUGCAAUAAUAACCAGUGCCUCAAACUGUUGGAAUAUGAAAUGACUGAUUGUGAAUGUUGUAUUUACUCUGUAGAUAAACAGCCAAGAAAAUAUUAGGCCUAUUUUAUUGCUUAGUAUUUGUUCCAUCUCCUGGUCGCUGUUUAAGAAAGAGGCCAAGAACAUUUUCACAAUGUUUAAGGUGGUGUUCAUUGCUGUGUUUGGCAGUCAGACAAUCAGUGAUCGAUGCCUAGUCCGGCACAUCUAACAGUAAAUGAAAAGGAUCUCAUGGGGGGGGGUUGGUGCUGGGACUGCACAGGGGGUUACUACCUUGACCCCCGAGCAGAGGUGUGGUUCAGAUCGAAGAAGCCAGCACCGGGCUGCUCCAACCAUUUGAGGCAGCGCCUUGUUUUGAAAAGCAUUGGUGACGGCGGGGAGUUGAUGGCUGCACUCCAUCUCUCUGAUUGAUUCUAUUUCUGAGAUUACGGACUCUAUGCGUCUGGGGCCCAGCCACUCAGCCUUGGUGCUCUUUCCCACAACAACACUCAUCACUCUCCCACCCCUCCCCAAUAAUUACCGUGGCAUGCUGGGGUUUCAAUGCUACCUGCAAGGGCUAUGGUAGACUGAACACUGCUAGGGAAGUCGAUGUUCCUGACUAGAUGUUUAUGCUGGUGGAUAUUGUUUUCUUUUGUUUUUUCUUCUUCCCCUGUAAAGUAUACGAUUUAUAUCUCAAACUCCCCAUUCCUGAUGUGAGGGGGAUUUUUUUUCUUUUUUCGUAGGGAUAUUAUUUCUCCACCAGGGAAAUGCUCUAAAGUGGACAUGUUCAUUUCCAUUCAUAUUUUUCAUCUUCAGAAAACGCACUCUGGUGUAAGUAAUGUAACCUUAUGUUUUUCAAUGACAAAGUAGUUUUAGGAUCCGUUUCCCCUUUGAUGGUAUGGACUCUUCAUUUUUUCACUGAUGGUGCGUUGAAUCACGGAGCUCUGUCACUGCUGUUCCUUCCUCUCUCGCUAUAUUUUGAUCUUUCACUUUACAGCAAGGUGCCUUAUUCCCACAAGAAAGCCUGAACUAAAGUAACUUAUUCAUUUUUUUAACCUAAUAUAUCUAUCAUCUUAUUCCGUAGUCCACAUGUUGUUCUACUGCCAAAAAACAAACUAGCCUACUUUAGCAUGAACCAUUUCUGAAUAAAUUUAAGGAGUUGUCUUUUUC
Oncorhynchus tshawytscha (Chinook salmon) is the source of this 2040-nucleotide messenger RNA. Its product is annotated as transmembrane protein 263. The record is from RefSeq and is a predicted model, not a curated record. The transcript is spliced from 3 exons. NCBI's taxonomy places the organism in Eukaryota, Metazoa, Chordata, Actinopteri, Salmoniformes, Salmonidae. Bases 251 to 616 code for a protein of 121 amino acids.